Australozyma saopauloensis is the source of this 1632-nucleotide messenger RNA. Its product is annotated as bifunctional fructose-2,6-bisphosphate 2-phosphatase/6-phosphofructo-2-kinase. The coding region runs from base 1 to 1632 and encodes 543 amino acids. The transcript has a single exon. Gene Ontology annotation, cellular component: cytosol. The record is from RefSeq and is a predicted model, not a curated record. Gene Ontology annotation, biological process: fructose metabolic process; fructose 2,6-bisphosphate metabolic process. Gene Ontology annotation, molecular function: 6-phosphofructo-2-kinase activity; fructose-2,6-bisphosphate 2-phosphatase activity; ATP binding. Lineage: Eukaryota; Fungi; Ascomycota; Pichiomycetes; Serinales; Metschnikowiaceae.
AUGUCGGCCAUAGAACUGGAUCCCGAGUAUGACUUGGAGAUCUUCAACGGGUUUGGCUCCUCGCCCUUACUGCGUAACCUCUCGCUGGGAAGAAGAACCAAGAAAAGAUGGUCUUUCCAUCUCAACUCCAAACCGAACUUGAUUGACCGUUCCCCCAAUGUUCCUGUUCGCAGAAGACUAAGCGAUGUCACGGGAAUCGACGCGGUGCACAAACAGAUCGAUCCUCAUCAUAUCUCCCCGGCGCAGCUCUAUUCCACGGAGUCCGGAAGGCUCUUCCACGCUGGAAAGAUCUGUAUUGCUUUAGCGGGUUUGCCCGGGAGAGGAAAAACCCAUUUGUCUGUUUCUCUCACACGUUACUUGCGUUGGUUAGGUGUCAAGACACACAGUUUCCACUUGAGCAACUAUCGACGUGCUGCGGCACCCGCAGAUGACUUGGAUCAUGCGUCGUUCGUGAUGUACCCACAUGAUUCUCAGGAGGCGAUGUUCAGGGACAAGACUGUAGAGAACUGUUUGAACGACAUUUUGAACUUUUUCGAGACCGACAAGGGUCAGGUUGCUAUUUACGACGCUGUCAAUGCCACACCGGAGUAUCGUAGACAACUUAACAAGCGGUUCCAAGACGUUAAUAUCCAGUGUAUCUUCAUUGAGCUGACUGUCACCGACGAAAAUAUGUUGAAAAAAAAUAUGGAGCUGGCCGCUCGCUCGCUGCCUGACUACGAGAACUGGAACUAUGAAGACGCUUACAAGGACUACUCAGCACGUAUCAAUGCACUUUCUCCUUACUACAAGGAGAUGUCACAGGACUCGGAGGAUAAAACAUUGGCAUACAUCAAGAUGAUUAAUUUUGGUCAGAGAAUCGAAUUGCACAAUUCCAACUAUGGCUACUUAAUCAACAAAGUCGUGUUUUUCCUUAUGAACUCUCGGAUCAAGCUGGGCUCGGUCUAUUUUGCCAGAUGCUACAAAAACGAAUGGGACUACUCCAAAGAUCCGCCAUUAGAUGAGGGCGGAAUAAAUUACGCCAAGAACCUCACAAAGACAAUGAUCAAGCACUUGAAGUCCAAGGGCAGAGUGUUCGAAGAUGACGGAGAGUCUGGAUUCCUUGCUACAAAGCUCAAGACCACUUUAUCUAUUGAUGAGAAGCACCCGCCAACGGGUGCUGAUGGUGUAGAAGACGACUCUUUUGUGGUUUGGACAUCUGUGAAGAAGAGAACCAAACAGACCACGCAAUUUUUCAAAGAGAGAGGCGUCAAUAUCCGUCACCGGAUUCAAUUGUCCCAGAAAAACCCAGGAGUCGUUGGCGCCAUGACCGAGGAAGAGAUUCGUGAUAACUUUCCUACCGAAUAUGAACUGUUCUUAGCAGACCCAUACCAUCACCGGUUCUCCCGGGCGGAGCUGUACCAUGACUUGGCCAUCAAGAUUGAGCCGUUGAUUCUUGAGAUGGAGCGCAUGAGCGGAGACAUUUUAAUUAUUGCCGACGAGACUGUGCUUAGAGUUUUGCAUGGCUAUCUUAUGGCCUGUUCGUGCUACGACAUUCCAUGGUUGGAGUUCUGUACUGACGAGAUUGUCGAGGUCAAGUUCAAUGCUUACUCCAACACCGCCAGACGUAUUCCGAUCGAAAAUCUGAGUGAUUAG